Molecule: messenger RNA, 1443 nt
Organism: Cotesia congregata
Lineage: Eukaryota; Metazoa; Arthropoda; Insecta; Hymenoptera; Braconidae
Source: the annotation of a GenBank genome assembly
AUGGUCGAUUUACUGGACGAGUACUUGCGCCAAAUGGGCCAGAUUUCUCACAAUUACGCGGAAGUACUUGGACGUACAGACAUUGACCUGCAAGACGUGAGUCUAAUUUUCCAGAACAUGAAUGCUGAUCUUGAUCAGCUGGCAGAGUACGUAAAAAACGCCGGAUCAGUUCCUUGCGUGAUCCAAGUUUCCAAGUACCCGAUUCCUCGCAAGGAUCAUUUUAAUUUCAUGGAUCCUGAAAUUCGUAAGCGUCCGAUGUACUCUAAUUUUAAUGAAUUGUCCGAUGAGGAAAAAGAAAUAUUUAAAGCUGAGAAUAUAAAUAUAAAUAACAAUCAGCGUGACGUAAUUAAGCGACCUGGAAAUCGCCUGUUUGGAGGUUUAGCUUCAGGUAAACGCAGCAAACUGAGCAGCUCUGAAUUAAUGAGAAAGGUCCAUAGUGUCGUGAUGACAACUUCGGGAUUUUUGGCACCGGUUUGCGAAGGUAAGUUGCCGGAGUCAUGGACUUCGGUUGAAAAUCAUAGAGAAUUUUAUGAAGAACCUGAGAUUAGUAUUAUUGAUGAGUACAAAAAUGAAAAUUUAAAAUUACCUGUAAGAGAAUCUACAAAUUUGAUUAUUAAUACAGAAAUUCCUAAGAUUAAAAUAUCUAAAGUUGAAUCACUGGCAAAUUUACCACAAGAGCGAGAAAAAUGGAGUGUAAAUUCAGUAAAUACCCCAAAUUUAUCUCCAGAAAAUCAAUUGAGUUUAAAAAAUAAGCAAAUUACUGACAAAAAUGAUGAAUUAAAAAAAUUUAAGGAGAAAAAUAAAAAACAUAGAAAAGAUAAGAAAAAAGCAAAAGAAGAUGAUAUAAUAAUUGUUUAUCCUCUUGAUACACCUGUAAGUCAGUCUUUAGAAAAAAAAUCAAUUAAAGAUAAGAAUAUAAAAAUUUCGUCAAAUCUUUAUUCUCCAAUUUUACCCUCUGGGGUAAAAUUGGAGAAAAUUGAAGAAAAGAAGAAAUGUAAAGCAGAUACAAAAAUAAAUUCAGCGAAAUCUUCUGAGGAUUUAGUUGAGAAAGUAACACUUGAAUUUCCUGAAGAAAUUGACGAUGCUGAAUCUGACUUGGUAAUACUUCCUUCGUUGGUAGUGAAGAGAAAAGUAAAGCAGAAGAAAAUUUUGAAGAACGUUAAAAAAAGAAGAAAACAGGUGGAGAAAGUACUUACGGUUGUUGCUCCUAAAUAUGGCACAGACGGCAAACGAAUUUGGAUUUGCCCUCCUUGUGGUAGGGAAGACGACGGAACUCCGAUGAUUGGUUGCGAUGAUUGCAAUGAUUGGUUCCACUGGGUCUGCAUUGGGAUGCGGGUUCCGCCGCCUGAUGAGGCCAAUUGGUACUGCAAACCGUGUCUAGCCAAAAAACGCAAGGAAGGUACUGGUGGCAGCAAGAAGAAAUCGCAAGGGGUUAUUUUAUAG